AAUUAAUUAGAAGAGAAUAUCUAUAUGAUAUGGGAAUUGAUCUAGAAUAUAUAGAAUCGCUAAAUACUCAGGCAAUUAAAACUAAAAGAGCCACUAACCAAAGGAGUGAUCAAAGACUGAUUAACUUAGAAUCAGUAGAACCAGAAAGUAAUAAUUAA
Dentiscutata heterogama is the source of this 158-nucleotide messenger RNA. Lineage: Eukaryota; Fungi; Glomeromycota; Glomeromycetes; Diversisporales; Gigasporaceae. The record is from the annotation of a GenBank genome assembly.